Messenger RNA from Penicillium argentinense, 3318 nucleotides. RefSeq lists its product as uncharacterized. The record is from RefSeq and is a predicted model, not a curated record. The transcript is spliced from 4 exons. Gene Ontology annotation, molecular function: histone acetyltransferase activity. Lineage: Eukaryota; Fungi; Ascomycota; Eurotiomycetes; Eurotiales; Aspergillaceae. Bases 1 to 3318 code for a protein of 1105 amino acids. Gene Ontology annotation, biological process: regulation of DNA-templated transcription.
AUGGCGGCGACAGAGCCGCCAGUGAACCAGGAUCCGGGCAAGCUCGACCCGCCUGCGGAUCAGAUCGACAGUGAUCUGGACGCAGAGGGCGAGGAAGAAACCGACCUGUAUCAGAUGGAUCAACAGCUUCAAGACGCCGUGCACCGAGCAUACAGUGGAGAGGUCGCCGAAGAGGACGCGGACACCACAACUGGAGGAGCGCGCACCGGCACCAGCCAUGCGCAGGACGGUGGCGAAGACGACGAGACUGCACCUGUUGGUGCUGUGAAGGGUCUGAAUGAGGAAGAAGAUUCGUCAGAGGCCGAAUCUGGAAUGGCUGAUGCGGACGGAGAUGUGGACUCGGCAUUCGAGGAUGAUCAAGACCAGGAUGCGUCGAAUGGCGAAUCCAGCGACUCCGAAUCAGCAGCUGAUGAAGAGGAUUGGGAGGCAGAGAGCAAUGGACGCGAAGAUGCAGAUACCGACAAUCGCAGCCGCGUGAUUUGCCUGUUUUGCAGUCAAGACGAGGAACACGACCCAGGUGAAGAAUUCGAGGAAUGGCUGAUUUGCAUCAGCUGCGGCGAUCAUUCGCAUCGGCAAUGUGCCCGUGAUCAAGAGGCAUUCAACGAUACAGAAGAUCCCUGGAAAUGCGUCUCGUGCCUCGAGGGCAAGAACGAUGGGAAUUCUGUUGAAACCCCGGCGGGUCCAAAAACGGGUGGUGGUGCUACCUACCUCGCUAAGGAGCUUAUGCCAGCACACGUGGGAAGACAAGGGUCAGGGUUUCACUCCAUCUUUGACACUGACAUCAGCAGCGAACUGCUGAAUAGCUCACGUUCACUUCGGAAGAGGAAAGCUUCAUCGAUCGAAGCUGAACAUGUCCCUGUGUUGAGAAAGCGAAGGCGACAAACAGAUCAUUCAGAAGGGCCCGACGUGCCGUUCGAAGGCAUCGGCGAUGCGCCUGCUGAAGAGUCUCGCUCAGUGCGACCACGACGUACCCGAGCAGUCGACCGCGAACACCUCCGCGUGGUUACCAGAUCACACGGCAAACUUGUGGUGGCCUUCCGCCUGGACCAGAACAAAAUCCACCGAAUUCUUGACACGCAGCCCGUGAGCCGACCGAAGCGCAGUCACAAGAAGAAGGUGCCAAAACCUCCGCCUGUCCAUCAGGAACCUCAGGCUCAUUUCGCCCCCAUUCCCGCCGCUCCUUACAACCAUUUCACCCCUUUCCACGAUCGUGAGAACGACGAGGCGAAGAAGCCGUACGGUGGCAUCCUGUCCGAAAUGGAGGCAGACACGUCGAAGACCCUUCCCUUGCAGGCCGACCGCGAUAAAUUCGAGGCUGCUCGUCAAAAGGCCGAAGAUGAAUGGCAGCGGAGAGUACGAGAAGCAGAACUAAAUGGUGAGGCGACACCGACCGCAUCCGCGAAGGUAUCGGGUCCACCAUCCAAGAUCAAGUACAUCAAUUUCGGUGGCUUUGAGAUCGAGACGUGGUAUGCCGCGCCUUACCCGGAAGAAUACAGCCGCAACCGGGUGCUCUACAUCUGCGAAUUCUGCCUCAAGUAUAUGAACUCAGACUAUGUCGCCUGGCGGCAUAAGCUCAAGUGUCCUGCAAAGCACCCACCCGGCGAUGAGAUCUACCGCGAUGGUUCCAUUUCGAUCUUCGAGGUCGAUGGUCGAAAGAACCCGGUAUACUGCCAAAAUCUCUGUCUUCUUGCUAAGCUCUUCUUGGGUUCCAAGACUCUUUACUACGAUGUCGAGCCGUUCCUGUUCUACGUCAUGGCAGAGUACGACGACCUGGGGUGCCAUUUUGUUGGCUACUUCAGUAAAGAAAAGCGACCCAGCUCCGCUAACAACGUCUCCUGUAUCCUCACCCUCCCCAUUCACCAACGCAAAGGCUACGGCAACCUCCUCAUUGACUUCUCCUACCUCCUCACCCGCAUUGAGGGCAAAAGCGGAUCCCCCGAAAAGCCCCUCUCUGAUAUGGGCUUAGUCUCCUAUCGCAACUACUGGCGACUGAUACUCUCCUAUCAACUUCGCGAUCUCAAAACACCCAUCAGUAUCGCAGAUCUCUCCGAUCGGACCGGCAUGACCGCCGAUGACAUUGUUUCCGCACUGGAAGGGCUCCGUGCUCUGGUGCGAGACCCUAUUAGCAAGACCUACGCAUUCCGCCUUGAUACCAAGUACUUUGAGGAGGUAAUUCAAAACUGGGAAAGCAAAGGCUAUGUCACACUUAACCCAGAUGCCUUGCUCUGGACACCUUAUAUCAUGGGGCGCAACAAUCAAACCCACUUCGACCGGGCCCCCCUUCACGCGGUUGCGCAACGAGAAGACGACGGAGAGGACGAGGAAGAGGUAGAGGCCAAAGCAGCUAGAGAUAUGGAUGAUGGGCCUGCCGUCAAUGGGAUUGACCCUGACGGUCUCGGAGAUUCUGCCGGGCCCCCUUCUACAAUUCUCCUACAGACAAACGGUAUCCACGAGUCUGACCAUUCUGAACCCCCUAUUCCGAACCCUGCCGCCAGUAUUCCCCCGUCCCGAUUUGAACUCUGGCCUCCUGUUCAUGUACCGGCUGGCUCUAAGCGCAAGGCCGGUCGUCCCAAUGGCAGUCACAGAGCAUCUCGACCAUCAAUUACCCCCACAGCUAUUCGUACCAGCGGCCGCAAUACCCCGCGGAGACCCUCUGGCCUACCAUUGUUUACCCCAUCUGGAAACACCCCCGUGCGUCGCGGCCGCAGCGCCAAGCUUGACGGUUCACCUGUGGCGGACACCACUACGCAAGCAAAUGGCAUUGACCCGGAACAGGAAGAGCUUAUUGAUGAGGAGGCCGUGUUAGAUCCCAGUCCUGAGGAUCUCGGUCUCGUUGUUGACGAGACGUCCGAGACCGGUGGGAAAGCUACGGCACAAGUCAAUGGUGACGGCGACGGCGACGGUAACGAGGAUAUGGAUGCUGAUGCUGACGCCGAUGCCGAUGCCGAUGGGGAACCUGACGAAGUCGUUCCAAUUGAUGUUGAUGGAAUUGAGCACGGAGAGCCGGCAGUCGAAGUGUCCCCCAGAACCCCUAAGAAAAAAUCAAAGUCUACAUCCAAGUCUCCUCGGACAGCAACUUCCCAUCGCUCCAAGGGGAAGCAAUCCGACAACCCCUCCAGGACUCCUCAGUCAGUCAGUCGCAAGGCCCUGGUUGAGAAGAUCCAAGUGGUGGUUCCCGCGGACCCGGGUUCGGCUGCCAAGAAAGCGGCUGCCACCAACACCAACGGCAUUGAUCCUGACGCCGACGCAGAAGGCGAAGACGAUCCCGAUGCCGACGGCGAAUAUGAAGUAGAUGGCGAUGUGGUUAUGGAAACAUGA